CUUCUUUACUAGACUGAGAGCCAGGUGUGCUGGCCAACAACCAUCAUAGACCAGACAUCAUGUCGCUUUUCGGUCAACAGCCAGCUGGGCAAGGAGGCUCCGGCUCCAACAGUCCUUUCUCCGGUCUGAAUCUGAACACCGGCACCACGGAUGCACAGGGUAAACGAAAGUCCAUCUUCGAUGCUUCCACCUCCCAACAAACAUCGCAACCAUUCACCUUCCCUAGUCUUAAUACGAAUCCCACAACGACUUCAAGCGCCUCGACUGGGGGACUAUUCAGUCUUGGUGGCGGCGCAGCUAAAACCUCAGCUCCCACCUUUUCGUUCGGAACAGCCACCACUACCUCCGCACCUUCGACAGGCCUCUUUGGAUCUACAACCGCAACCUCCACUCCUUCAACUGGCUUGUUUGGGGCGGCGAACUCGGCAGCACAACAGCCAGCCGCUACUACGUCCUUGUUUGGCGCCUCAGCAACCACACAGCAACCCGCGAACACCUCUACCUUCGGCAAUGCCUUCUCUGCGAACACAGCGGCGCCUUCUGGCCAACAGCAGGCAGAUGCACCACCUUCCCAAGUUCGAGAUGCCGCCUACUUCAGCAGUUUACUGGAGAGGCAAAAGAAGAAGCCCAAAUUGAAGACUGAGGACAAGGGAAGAGUGGCUCAAUUGUCUGGGCUCAGUAUGGACUUGGGAGAUCUUGCCAGACGUGCUCAAGAGAUUAGGCAGCGUGGUCCAAAGCAGGCAGAGCCAUUCACUGACAGCCGGGCACAUUACUUGCUUGCGGGCUCGGGGGUGUCUCCUGGUCAAGCAUACAAAGACUUUCAAGCGCUCGGACCUGAUGAGGCGCCCCCAAUAUCGCGAAACAUUGCGCAGAGUUUUGCUGAUGAAUCGAGUGCGUACCUGCGAGAUCUCCGAGUCAAAGGUCGUGAUGCGAUGCUCAGGGAAAGCAUGGAUCGUGUCUAUCGUGAGGUGGACAAGUUCAUUGAAGAGAGCUUGGGGGUCGACUUUGAAGAGCAGAAGAUGAGAAUCAUGGAACAUUUUGGUCUUGCGCCUCCAGAAGACAAUGGCGAUGCUUCGGGACCGAAAGCAGGCGGCUUUGGCAGAUCAACGCAACGGGACAAAGGAAGGCCAUCAGAAACCUCCCGAGCUACAAGAAGCAUAUUUGGACGCUCAGCAAUUGACAAGUCCAUCAUUGGCACACCGGGCUCAGGUGCCGGCACGACAUCCUUCUUUAAGAGCGAAGGACCUGCUCCUGCCACUCCUGGCCUAUCAAGAGGACAGAGUCUGCGAGAUCUUCGAGAGAAGGAGAGAGCGUUCAUUGAAAAGGUCCAGCAGCUCAAUAGCGCGAGACUUCAAGACGAGAGUUAUCCCCUGCUGCAAAACUUUGCGGAUGCAGAAAGCGAGCAUGGCAGAGACGGCCCUCGACAGCUGGUCGAUGCUUAUCAUGCGCUGCAUAAGAUCACGAGAGAAGGCAAAUCUUCCAUCAGAGAGCGACAAUAUGCGGAGGCAUAUCUCGAUGAGAAUGAUGAUGCCAAGUAUCUCAAAUUGAAAAAGCAGAUAUUGGAAGGCUCUCGAAGCUACCUAGAAGACGCGUUCUGGCGCGAGUCGAGAUCUUUGGUCGAGAAAAAUCCACGAGAAGGUGCAUUGGGAGGGCAGCCAUCCGUGCUUAAUAUCGUGCGCGCUUACAUCCGGAUACGGGCUGCUCGUAGGGAUCUGGUGCCGGAUGGCGCAGAGCUGCAACAGGUUGGCGGUGAGAAUGGCGACUAUUGCUGGGUCCUCAUCUUCUAUCUGUUGAGAUGCGGCUUUGUGAGAGAGGCGGCAGAAUAUGUCAAGAAUGAUCCUGCCUUCCAAUCGAUGGAUCGACGUGUCAUUUCUUAUGUGACAGCCUAUGCAGACAGUCCUGAUCGACGCUUGCCAAAGGGAGUGCAGAACAUGAUCGACAACGAAUACCAGAAACUUACCAAGCUAGCACCGAAGAACACUGUUGACCCCUACAAGAUUGCUUGCUACAAGGUCAUUGGGCGAUGCGAUCUGACGGCGAGAAACCUAGAUGCAGUCGGUCAAGGUGUUGAAGACUGGCUCUGGCUGCAGUUCACGCUUGCCAGAGAGACUGGCAGGUCAGAAGAAUUGGCUGGCGAGAUCUUUGGCUUGGACCAGAUCCGAGAGACUGUGACAGAGAUUGGUCAAAAACAUUUCCAGAAGACGCAGGUGGAGGGCUCCAGUGCAUAUGGAACUUUCUUGCUGAUGCAGGUGCUUGCUGGCAUGUUUGAACAAGCGGUGGAUUAUCUGCACAAUUUCAACCCUACCAGUGCGGUCCAUCUUGCUAUUGCUCUCACAUAUUAUGGACUGUUGAGGGUUUCGGACUUCUCGGUCGCGGGCAACGAGCUCUUGACCUACUCGACCACUCAAUUGCCCCAGCUCAACUUUGUUCCUCUCAUAGCUUAUUAUACUGCUACCUUCCGUACCGCCUUACCGGUUGCGGCAGUGGACUAUCUCUCGAUGAUCUGCUUGAACUCUGAUCUGCAACCGACAAGUCUCGGACUGGUCCACACGAACGCCUGCCACGAGUGUCUACGAGAACUAUGCCUCGAAACCCGAGAGUUUGCAAAACUGCUCGGCGACAUCCGUAGUGAUGGAACUCGGAUCCCCGGUGCCAUUGAAGUUCGAGCCAAGCUCAUACAUCUCGACACACGAGACGAAUUCUUGAGAUCAAUUACAAGCCAAUCGGCGGCCAUUGCAGAUCAACGCGGACAGAUCUCGGAUGCGGUGUUGCUGUAUCACUUGUGUGAAGACUAUGACAAUGUUGUCAGCGUGCUGAACCGAGCUCUUGCGGAUGCUGUCUCCCUGGAUCUCGGCGAGUCGCCCAUGCAGCUCCAGCCACUGAAGCCCCGACGACCAGAUGGACAGACUGAAUCGUCGGCUAGCACUCAAGGCAAUGGGCCGCAAUCGUCUCUGUCACUCACACAAUCCACCUCGUCACCCAUCGAACUGGCAAGAAAUAUGAUCUCUCUAUACAACGACAAUGCGCUUUACUACAACAAGAUCUCGGCAACUAACCGAGAGGUAUGUGGGGUUCUCCUUCGACUGCUGUCAGUCAGAGCACAUCUCGAGGCACAACCACCUCGAUUUAUGACCGCAUUGGAAGAAAUGAACGACCUCAACAUCCUGCCACUGCGGGCUAACGGUCAUAUCCCCGCCAUCCGGGCCGCUGCCGAUGCUUUCGCUGUCCUUCCGCAGGUUCUUGCUCGGUGCGCUGGAGUCAGUGUGGUAUGGGCUGUGCGGGCAAUAGGUGGCGAGCGGGACAAUAUCAUGCGGGAUGGACGAUGGGAAGCCGGAUAUGGAGGAGAUGCUGAUGGAAUGAAGGAUCAAUUGAGUGAUAUGGCCAAGGAUUUGAUGGUGUUUGCCGGACUGGUGAAGUACAAGCUGCCUGGUCGUGUCUAUGAUAUGUUGACCCGGGUGGGAGGCGAUGUUGGUGCGUUUUGAGGGCACAAUCGUACCCAGGACACGACCAAUGGGCUCGCGAACCACGAGUGCUGUGACAGUAGUAGAAACCAUUGGGGGUGCCGAUAACGGCGCGGCCUGCUCCAGAGCAGGGCCAGAUGCCUGACAGCUUGCACUGUAUGUGACUCUCAUUCCAUGGUCAGGUGCCUAGUGUUUUUGAUUGCGCUCAGCGGUGCCCACCGUGGCAGUGUGGCGAGAUGUGAUAGGUGAUGG
Exophiala xenobiotica is the source of this 3713-nucleotide messenger RNA. RefSeq lists its product as uncharacterized. The coding region runs from base 60 to 3482 and encodes 1140 amino acids. Gene Ontology annotation, biological process: poly(A)+ mRNA export from nucleus; protein import into nucleus. The transcript has 2 exons. Gene Ontology annotation, cellular component: nuclear pore. Gene Ontology annotation, molecular function: structural constituent of nuclear pore. NCBI's taxonomy places the organism in Eukaryota, Fungi, Ascomycota, Eurotiomycetes, Chaetothyriales, Herpotrichiellaceae. The record is from RefSeq and is a predicted model, not a curated record.